AUGCGAACAUUGGAAAAAGGAGCAACGUGGCCCGUAGGCAUGAUAGCUGAUUCUGACUGGGAAGGAUGCAUCACUAACCCUAAUGAUAGCAACAAGAUUUCUGAUUUUUGGUCUAAUUAUGCACCCGAUCGGAAUUUCCCUAUUGAUAUUGCAGCCUUUGCAGUCAAUCUCAAUUUGGUUUUGCAACACUCGAACGCCCUGUUUGACGAAAAAGCUGUAGGAGGUCAAGAAGGUCUAAUACUUACCGGCCUUGGUUUCAAAAGCGCCUAUGAAUUGGAGCCCAGAGCUGAUGGCUGCAGGAAGAUCCUUGUUUGGCAUACGAAAUCAACCAAACAGGAGGUGAAAGUGAAUGGGCCAGCUACCAUUAAGAAUAUGUUAUAA
This is a messenger RNA of Echinococcus granulosus, 381 nucleotides long. Its product is annotated as putative glucuronosyltransferase sqv-8. Gene Ontology annotation, cellular component: Golgi membrane. The record is from RefSeq and is a predicted model, not a curated record. Gene Ontology annotation, molecular function: galactosylgalactosylxylosylprotein 3-beta-glucuronosyltransferase activity. The transcript has 2 exons. Gene Ontology annotation, biological process: chondroitin sulfate proteoglycan biosynthetic process; carbohydrate metabolic process. Lineage: Eukaryota; Metazoa; Platyhelminthes; Cestoda; Cyclophyllidea; Taeniidae. The coding region runs from base 1 to 381 and encodes 126 amino acids.